Molecule: messenger RNA, 1695 nt
Organism: Monopterus albus (swamp eel)
Lineage: Eukaryota; Metazoa; Chordata; Actinopteri; Synbranchiformes; Synbranchidae
Gene: uqcrc2b
Product: ubiquinol-cytochrome c reductase core protein 2b
Exons: 14
Coding region: 72-1436 (454 amino acids)
Cellular component (GO): mitochondrion
Molecular function (GO): metal ion binding
Source: RefSeq, a predicted model, not a curated record
GGGAAUUCUGGGUAGGGCACAUUCUAUUCGGCCAUAUUGCUUCAUCGUCCUCACUGAAGGAGAGAGGGGAGAUGAAGGGGUUUCGGGCAAUUAGUCGGCUAUCGUCAAGGCUUUACGCGGCCCAGACUGCCCAUAAAGUGGAGUCCACUGGGACUGGUGAACAUGUUAAGUUUCAGCCACAAGAUGUACAGGUGACCAGACUGCCCAGUGGACUGGUGAUUGCCUCACUGGAGAACUAUUCCCCAGCCUCCAAGAUUGGAGUGUUUGUUAAGGCUGGCUGUCGUUAUGAGACCCAUGAAAAUCUGGGGGUCACCCACCUCCUCCGGCUGGCCUCCAACCUGACAACCAAAGGAGCUUCAGCUUUUAAGAUAUGUCGUGGUAUAGAGGCAGUGGGAGGAAGCUUGAGUGUGACUUCAUCCAGAGAGAACAUGAUCUACACCAUUGACUGCUUGAGAGAUGACAUUGACACAGUGAUGGAGUAUUUGAUCAAUGUGACAACCGCCCCAGAAUUCAGGCCAUGGGAGGUGAAGGAGCUUACACCUAGAGUCAAGGUUGAUAAGGCCCGGGCUGCACAGAGCGCUCAGAUAGCUGUUGUUGAAAGUCUGCAUCAAGUGGCCUACAAGAAUGCCCUCUGUAACUCCCUGUACUGCCCAGACUAUAUGGUUGGCAACUUCAACUCUGAACACCUGCACCAGUUUGUCCAGAAUAAUUUCACAAGUGCAAGAAUGGCCCUUGUUGGACUUGGUGUUGACCACGCUGUGCUGAAGCAAGUGGGAGAGCAGUUCCUCAACAUCCGCAGCGGAGCAGGCACCACAGGAGCCAAAGCUCAGUAUUGUGGAGGUGAGAUUCGUCUGCAGAACGCCGAUAGUUUGGUCCACUCAGCGGUGGUGAGCCAGUCAGCAGCAGCAGGCACCAGUGAGGCUCUGGCCUUCAGUGUGCUGCAGCAUUUACUGGGAGCUGGUCCACAUGUCAAGAGGGGCUCCAACGCCUCCAGUAAAAUAGUCCAGGGUGUUGCCAAGGCAACUACUGACCCAUUUGAUGUCAGUGCUUUCAAUGCAAGCUACUCUGACUCGGGUCUGUUUGGGAUCUAUACAAUUUCCCAAGCUGCAGCUGCUGGUAAUGUGAUUAAGGCUGCUCUUGCCCAGGUGAAGGCUGUUGCUGAUGGUGGAGUCACGGCUGUUGACCUCACUCGGGCCAAGGCCCAGCUAAAGGGGCAGUUCCUGAUGUCUCUGGAGACUUCGGAGAGUUUGCUGGAGGCUAUGGGCACUCAGGCUCUGGCUGAGGGGUCCUACCACUCCCUUGAGGAAGUCUCCAAAAGCAUUGACAACAUCUCCCUGACUGAUGUCGCCAAUGCUGCCAAGAAAUUUGUGUCUGGGAAGAAGAGCAUGGCAUCUAAUGGCAACCUCAAAACAACACCCUUUGUGGAUGAAAUCUAAAGCCCUCCUGGUCACCCUCUACCAGACCUAACUCUCAUGGCAAAGCAGAAUUUGUUUCCUCUAGAGUUUGACAAAAACAACUUAUCUUUUGCAGUGCUGUUCUGAGAGAUGUCAGAACACCAUUGCGUAGUUCUGGAUGUUGUUAUCAGUUUGUGUUCAGGUGGUGAUGCUCUGGUGCAUCACAGUGUUGUGCCCUGCCCAUUUGUUCACAUUGACUGUAUAGCUAAUGUAAAAUAAUGAAUAAAUUCUAUCUACCUUA